CUGAGUCAUCCCUGACAUUACGCUUGCCCCGAUUGGUCGAUUCGCUCAGCCUGCAACUUCCAACCGUCCGCAAAGCUGCUUAACAUAUCGACUCUGUUCCCCUCUCUCUCUGCUUCUUGGGUUCUCCUCCGCCCACCAAUUGAUACCCUGGUUAGAUUAUCAUAUUGUCUGGCUUAUAUCGCAGCGGAAAGUCGACCUUUUCCCCGAAAGCUGCACAGAAAUGUCGGCCAAGUACGCCUUCUCUCAGGGCCUGAAGGAGCUCCGCUUCCUUUUCUGCCAGACCUCCGCACACAGCGAGGCUACGAGGUCAUUCCUCAAGCGCGCGUACCCCACGAUGAAGAAGAACAACCCAUACAUUCCCAUCCUCAUGCGAGAAGCCGCGGGCACGGAGCCGCGGGUCUAUGCGAGAUACGCCCUGGGAAAGGAGAAGCUUGAGCUGCUGAACGGUCUGUCCGACAAGGAGAUUGAGGAGAAGGUGACCUCGCUGGUAAAGACUGCAUAGCCGAAAAGAUCUGCGUUCUAUCUCUGUUUUAUGCACUGCGCCCUCGAGCGACUCCGUCUGUACCUCUACAUGAAAAUGAAAUU
Messenger RNA from Paecilomyces variotii, 585 nucleotides. RefSeq names its product NADH-ubiquinone oxidoreductase 105 kDa subunit. The transcript has 4 exons. The coding region runs from base 221 to 502 and encodes 93 amino acids. The record is from RefSeq and is a predicted model, not a curated record. Lineage: Eukaryota; Fungi; Ascomycota; Eurotiomycetes; Eurotiales; Thermoascaceae.